UGUUGCAGGCUUGCAGACCUGGGAAGCUACAUCGCCAAUUUGACAUCAAGCCAUAUGCCCAUAUUCAGGUGACUUUAUUCCCUGUAUUGACUAUUCUUCUGCGAUUGUUUAGUGACAUGUCUUCUAAAAAAUGUUUAUCAGUGAGAAAGGGAAGUGAAAAAAAAUAGAGAUGAACUGGUAGGAUCUCAGAAAGGUUUAUUGACAAUUUUUUAGAACCGGUAGUUCUUCGAAGAACUUAAAGUGUUCAGAAGUAUAUUUGGCUUUUUACUUGACUCAAAAGACUUGAAGUUAUUGAAUGAUAUUGAAUUACACAAAUGUUGUGCUAAAUUUGUAAAAACUGCCAUUGCGUGCUAUGGAAAUUCUUGAGUUUGUUAGAGACAUUGACAAGGUUUUCAUACUUAGAAGAGCGAGAUGAUGGUCUCUUUGUGGUACUUAGAAGAGCGAUCUAGAACUAUAUUCUUUCCAUACUAUUAUGAUGUAGUUCUCUGGAUCAUUACAAAUAAAUAAUGUGUGGCAUGUGUUUUCUAGUUCAAAGACCAUCAUAUGAUAUGUACUGAAUUGCUUUCAAAAUACAAUAUAUUCAGAAUUUUUUAUUGUCCAGAAAGGCCCCAUUUUGUUGUCUUGCCCCAGGGCCCCGGAUAUGUAUGGACCGGCCCUGCAUUGAUCGAUCGGAAACGGAGAUGGAGCUGCUGUCCGAUUGCCCCGUGCACACCUCCGUGCCGGACAAGUACGUGUUGCCCCCGGAGAAGCGCCCUUCGCUCCUCAACGACGAGCCCAGCUCCGAUGUCGCCAUACCGGUCAUCGACCUCCACCGCGCCGCCGACGACCGCCAGCGCCACCUGAUCGUCGCCGAGAUCAUCAAGGCCUGCAAGGAGUUCGGCAUCUUCCAGGUGGUGAACCACGGCGUGGCGGAGGACGUGGUGCAGGGGUUCCGGGAGGCGGCGGCGGGGUUCUUCGGGAUGCCGGCGGAGGAGAAGCUGCCGUACCGCUCCGAUGACCUGAGCAAGCACUUCCGCGUGUCCUCCAGCACCCCCUAUGACCGGAACGGGGACCGCUAUUGGCUCGACUACCUCAAGAUCAACUGCCACCCGGUCACCGACGAGCACGUCCGAGAGUGGCCGGAAAAGCCGGCAAGCUUCAGGAGCUCCCUCGCCGAGUACUCCGCGGCGGUGCACGAGCUUGCACAGACGCUGCUCCGGCUCAUCGCAGAGGGGCUCGGCCUCGACGGUGGAUUCUUCGCCGGCGACCUCAGCGGCGGCAGCACCCAGAUGAACGUCAACUACUACCCGCCGUGCCCGGACCCAAGCCUCACGCUGGGCCUCCUCCCGCACUGUGACCGCCACCUCCUCACCGUGCUCUCGCAGGGCGACGUCGCCGGGCUGCAGGCAAGGCACGGCGGGGGGUGGCUCCUCGUCCGCCCGAUCCCAGGCUCCUUCGUCGUCAACCUGGGCCGCCAGAUGGAGAUCAUCACCAACGGGCUCCUGGCCAGCGUGGAGCACCGCGCCGUGACGAACACCGCCGCGGUGAGGCUGUCGGUGGUGACCCUCAUCAUGCGCAAGAUGGAGUGCCGCAUCGGGCCGGCCCCGGAGAUGGUGAACGAGGCGACGGGACCGGCGAAGUUCAAGGAGUUCGAGUUCAGCGAGUUCAUCAAGGCCUACAGCGCCGCCGCCGCCAGCAGGGAGGACGUGCUCCACUACUUCAGGAUCCACCGCUAGCUAGCUCAGGCGCAGCGCGAAACGAGGACCCGUCGCGCGUGCGUGCGUGGGCAAGGCCGAAGAGCACAGGGUUGGGAGCCCUUUACCUCUGCAGUUUGCUUAAAAGUCGCUGUGAACUAUUGAUCUGUAUGUGGCUGUGAUGGAUGCCAAUAGUUCGUGCACCCAUUUUUGCCCAGUCGGCGGCUGCUGGAUGGCAUCAGUUCUGAUUGCCUUCGGUAUGGACCCACUCAUGCAAUAAGGGAGUAGACAAUUGUUGGUUGUGCUUCCAACCUUGCUCUAAAUAUGUUCCAUGAUCAGGUAACACUUAUUAAUGGGUACA
Triticum dicoccoides is the source of this 2034-nucleotide messenger RNA. Its product is annotated as 2'-deoxymugineic-acid 2'-dioxygenase-like. Bases 645 to 1715 code for a protein of 356 amino acids. The transcript is spliced from 2 exons. The record is from RefSeq and is a predicted model, not a curated record. NCBI's taxonomy places the organism in Eukaryota, Viridiplantae, Streptophyta, Magnoliopsida, Poales, Poaceae.